GACACCUCCCUCCCCUCCGACUUCACUUACCAUGGUGCGCUCGACCAUAAUCGUCAGAGCCUCAGAUUCGCUUCCUUUGGCAGCAAGUGUAGACGACGAACAGACUGAGCUGGCUCUUCAAGAACACAAACAGCAGGCUAAGCUGAUUUUCCGUCGCAUCACUCCCAAUUCGGAGUCUCGGUGCUCGAUAGAGAGCGGUCAAUUCACAUUACAUUACUUCAUUUCGGACAAUGUCGUGUUCUUGACGAUCGCCGACAAGUCAUACCCCCGCAAAUUGGCUUUCUCCUACCUCGAUGAGCUCUCAAAAGAGUUUGCGACCACAUAUGGCUCGAAGGUGGAGACGAUACGCAAGCCGUAUGCGUUCGUUGGCUUCGACACGUUCAUGUCCAAGACUGCCCGACUGUACCGGGACACUCGCAAUGCCGCCAGUGCAUCGAGUCUAGACCGACUCAACGACGACCUGCAGGAUGUGACGCGGAUCAUGACCAAAAACAUGGAGGAGCUGUUAUGGCGUGGCGACUCGCUGGAUCGCAUGUCGCACCUCUCGACGUCACUUCGUUCCGAGUCAGAGAAGUAUCGCAAGGCUGCGCGGAACAUCAAUAUACAAGCCAUGAUCCGCCAGUACGCACCUGUCGGCGCGGUUGUGCUCGUCCUUCUCAUUGUAUUGUACUGGAAGUUCUUCUGACAUGUACUAGCAUACUUUCAUCUAUUACAGUACAUAAGCUGCCUCUAUCACACGGAUUUCUGAAUCGAAAUCGCGAUCUGCA
This is a messenger RNA of Mycena citricolor, 767 nucleotides long. NCBI's taxonomy places the organism in Eukaryota, Fungi, Basidiomycota, Agaricomycetes, Agaricales, Mycenaceae. The record is from the annotation of a GenBank genome assembly.